AUGUCUGAAGUUGAAGAAACCCUUAAUAGAAUCAAAACCCAUAAAUCAGUUUAAGGAAUUGUUAUCGUUAAUAAUGAAGGUAAUAUUAUCAGAACCACAUAUGAAGGAGAUUAAAAAAGUUUAGGUGAAAAGAUUGCCAUUAACAUACCUUAAUUGGCAGCUAAGGCAAAAUCUACUGUCAGAGAUCUUGAUGAGAAUAAUCAUUUAGUAUUUCUGAGAAUUAAAUCUGAUCGUAACGAAAUAAUGGUUGCCCCUGAUAAAGAUUUUAUGCUUAUAGUUGUUUAAGGUAAAAGUGAUAAAAAGGAAGAUGCUGAUUGA
This is a messenger RNA of Tetrahymena thermophila SB210, 318 nucleotides long. Its product is annotated as dynein light chain roadblock-type 2 protein. NCBI's taxonomy places the organism in Eukaryota, Ciliophora, Oligohymenophorea, Hymenostomatida, Tetrahymenidae. Gene Ontology annotation, molecular function: dynein intermediate chain binding. Gene Ontology annotation, biological process: microtubule-based movement. The record is from RefSeq and is a predicted model, not a curated record. Gene Ontology annotation, cellular component: cytoplasmic dynein complex; cytoplasm. The transcript has a single exon.